This is a messenger RNA of Melospiza georgiana, 710 nucleotides long. RefSeq names its product CD8 subunit beta (gene CD8B). The record is from RefSeq and is a predicted model, not a curated record. Gene Ontology annotation, cellular component: cell surface. Lineage: Eukaryota; Metazoa; Chordata; Aves; Passeriformes; Passerellidae. Bases 93 to 710 code for a protein of 205 amino acids. Gene Ontology annotation, biological process: regulation of immune response. Gene Ontology annotation, molecular function: MHC class I protein binding; coreceptor activity. The transcript has 5 exons.
UCCUGAGGGGAAGCCAGCCCUGCCACCAAGAGGUGACAGCGAGGGGAAAGGGGGAGCUGGCACAAAACCCCUCUGUCACCGAGUCCGCCACCAUGGCCCGGCCAUGGCUCCAUCUCUGCAUCUGCCUCCAGAUCCCAGGUUUUUAUACAACUCUGCUACUAGCCCAAACUCCAGGGCAUAUUCUAACCCAAACCAGCAAUAAAACUGAAAUCCUCUGUGACCUGAAGAAGGAGCACACCGGGGUCUACUGGUACCGCUGGAGCCAGGAGAGGCAACAAUUCCAGUUCUUGUUGUUCUCCAACACAAUGGGCAGAGCCACCUACGGCCCAGGUGUGAGGCAGGACAAGUUCAGCGUCCAUGAGGCGAGGUCCCAGAGCUCCCACAGCCUGCACAUCAGCCACCUGCAGCCCUCAGACAGCGGCAUCUACUACUGCUCCGCGUUCCAGUCCUCCCAGCUGCUCCUGGGCGCUGGCACGCAGCUCACUGUGGUUGAUGUUUUGCCUCCAACGACCACGCAGACACCAGUGUCCAAAAAGCCUCUGCCACGCACAACCAAAAGGAAAGCUGCCAGCAGGGAAGGUCCCUGCAGUCCCCUGGUCUGGAUCCCUCUGGCUGCUGCUGUCCUGCUGCUGCUGCUGAGCCUGGUGCCCGCCGCCUACCGCCUGCACCGUCUGCGGCGGAGGCUGCGGCUUCGCAUCCACAGGCAGUAA